AUGGGCAAUAGUUUAAGGUGUUGUUUGGCUUGUGUUCUUCCUUGUGGAGCUCUAGACCUCAUCCGUAUAGUCCAUUUAAACGGCCACGUCGAAGAAAUCACGCGACCGGUCACUGCCGGCGAGAUCCUCCACGCCAACCCUAAUCACAUCUUAACCAGACCCAGCUCUCAAGGUGUUGCACGUAAAAUUUCGAUCAUCUCUCCUGGAUCCCAGCUCAAAAGAGGCGGCAUUUACUUCUUGAUCCCCAAAUCUUCCUUACUAUAUGACGAGAAGAAAAAGAACCACUUACGCCAUAAAAAGUCUUUCGGCAAGAGCAAAAAAUGCGACCGUAAUGAAGCUUCGGAUUCCGACCGCUGUUCCCUACUAAACACCAGUAUUUCAGAAACGAAGCGUUCAGGCCGCGAUCACAGAGAUUGUCGGAACAGUCGUGGACGAGUAUGGCAGCUCAUCUCGCUAGCAUCUCCGAGGACUAACAAUUUUUUCCGGUGA
Messenger RNA from Hibiscus syriacus, 489 nucleotides. RefSeq lists its product as uncharacterized. Bases 1 to 489 code for a protein of 162 amino acids. Lineage: Eukaryota; Viridiplantae; Streptophyta; Magnoliopsida; Malvales; Malvaceae. The record is from RefSeq and is a predicted model, not a curated record. The transcript has a single exon.